Molecule: messenger RNA, 750 nt
Organism: Hibiscus syriacus
Lineage: Eukaryota; Viridiplantae; Streptophyta; Magnoliopsida; Malvales; Malvaceae
Product: chloroplastic import inner membrane translocase subunit TIM22-2-like
Exons: 5
Coding region: 16-609 (197 amino acids)
Biological process (GO): protein insertion into mitochondrial inner membrane; protein targeting to chloroplast
Cellular component (GO): chloroplast envelope; TIM22 mitochondrial import inner membrane insertion complex
Molecular function (GO): transmembrane protein transporter activity
Source: RefSeq, a predicted model, not a curated record
GGAGAAAUAACAAAAAUGGCUACUUCGGAUUAUCCAAACACUCCCGCUGAAUCUGAUAUUGAAACAAACCCUAAUCCUUCAAAAACUAUAAUACCAACUCCGUCCAAUUCCCCUGCCGUAUGCCUCUUCCAAUUUGCUGGAGACUCCGCCGCCGGUGCCUUCAUGGGCUCCAUCUUUGGCUACGGUUCUGGAUUGAUUAAAAAGAAAGGCUUUAAAGGAUCCUUUGUGGAGGCAGGAUCUUAUGCCAAGACGUUCGCAGUUCUGUCUGGCGUACACAGUUUGGUUGUUUGCUUUCUGAAGAGGCUACGUGGGAAAGAUGAUGUUAUUAAUGCCGGUGUAGCCGGAUGUUGCACCGGACUUGCUCUAAGUUUCCCAGGUGCACCCCAGGCACUUCUACAGAGCUGUCUCACCUUCGGGGCCUUCUCGUUUAUCAUCGAAGGGCUUAACAAGCAGCAGCCAGCGCUGGCACAUCCGUUUUCUGCGAGAAACGAGAACACACACUACAAGGUACCUCGUAGUACUUUAGCACUACCGCUUUCGAUCCCUCUUCCAGUUGAGCUGAAAGGAGCAUUUUCUUCGUUCUGCAAGUCCUUGGUGAAAACCAGAUAAAGGAAGGUUUCCUACAGCUAACUAAUGGGUGGGUUCCUGUCGACUUUAGAAUUUUGCAAGUGCUGAGAAUGUACACUGAAAGUUUUGUUUGAGAUUUGAAGCUUUUGGUAGAAUAAAUAUGAAAUUGAUUCUUUCUUGAAA